CACGUUUUUGCUGUGCACGUGACUUCACAUAAACUUAUUAAAAUAUGGUACUAACUCCAAUAUUCCGAUUAGAACAAGAUGAUAAAAAACUCAAAGUUAUUAUUCAUGCUCCAUUGGCUAAAUUAUCUGAAAUGGAAGUAUGCGUUGAAGAACAAACUUUUUAUUUUGAUUCCUCUCCAUACUAUCUUAAAUUCGAUAUCCCGGGCUCUGUAUUAACAGAUGAAAAUACUUUUGACUAUGAAUUCAUUAAUGGUGAUAUACACAUUACAUUGGAGAAAUCUGAACCAGGACCAUUUAAAGAUUUGGAUUUAAUUACCAAAUUGUUGAUCACUUCAUCUGAAACAAAGAUUUCUAAAUGUUUAAUUGAAGAAGUGAAUGAUACUGUGACACAAAAUCAAAAUUGGUCGUUGGAUUGGUUUAGUGAUUCAAAAAAUACCAGUUCAUCACUGGAUGAUGUAAUUCUACCUAACUCACCAACUUAUGGUUUUAGUGGUUCCAAAUCUGGACUAUUCCAAGUUGAGUCGGAUUUAACACAUGUAGUAGAUUUGCCUAAUCCAGAUUCUGUUGAAAUUUUCAAACGAUCAAAACUAAGAACAAUGGAUGAAGAGAAAAAAUUUCUAGUUGAUCAUUAUCUGUGA
Schistosoma turkestanicum is the source of this 638-nucleotide messenger RNA. Lineage: Eukaryota; Metazoa; Platyhelminthes; Trematoda; Strigeidida; Schistosomatidae. The record is from the annotation of a GenBank genome assembly.